Saccharomyces eubayanus is the source of this 135-nucleotide messenger RNA. RefSeq names its product HXT3-like protein. NCBI's taxonomy places the organism in Eukaryota, Fungi, Ascomycota, Saccharomycetes, Saccharomycetales, Saccharomycetaceae. The record is from RefSeq and is a predicted model, not a curated record. The transcript has a single exon. Bases 1 to 135 code for a protein of 44 amino acids.
AUGUGGGAAGAAGGUGUUUUGCCAUGGAAGUCUGCUUCUUGGGUUCCACCAUCUAGAAGAGGCGCUGACUACGAUGCCGAUGCAAUGAUGCAUGACGAAAAGCCAAUGUACAAGAGAAUGUUUAGCAGAAAGUAA